This is a messenger RNA of Cajanus cajan (pigeon pea), 2230 nucleotides long. RefSeq names its product multicopper oxidase LPR1. Gene Ontology annotation, molecular function: copper ion binding; oxidoreductase activity. Gene Ontology annotation, biological process: cellular response to phosphate starvation. The record is from RefSeq and is a predicted model, not a curated record. Lineage: Eukaryota; Viridiplantae; Streptophyta; Magnoliopsida; Fabales; Fabaceae.
UCACAUUACAUAAUGUCACAACUCACAACACAAGACAUAAUCUCCACCAUUAGACACUAGCCCAAUAUCCACCAAUCUUCCUUCUAUAAAUACCCAUUCCACAGAGUGAACACACCCGUGAGAGAAGGUAGCUAGCCAUGGACACAACAUUGCUCCUCAAACUACUCACUCUUGUAGCUCUUUUUGGUGCUCCUUCAUGCUCAUCAGCUUCAGAUCAUCUCAUAGAUGCAUCCAAGUUGAACAUGUUUGUCGAUGACCUUCCUCUUAUACCCACAAUUCCUGCCUUCCAUGUUUCAGAUGGCGUCCCAAAAUCCAAGUCUCUCGAGAUUGGCAUGUUCAUGAAGAAAUGGAAAUUCCACAGGGAUCUCCCUCCAACAAGAGUGUAUGCUUUCGGAAGAAGCGAACAGGAGGCAACAGUUCCAGGUCCAACGAUCGAGGCCCUUUACGGCGUUGACACAUAUGUGACGUGGCAAAAUCAGCUCCCUCCAAAGCACAUACUUCCGUGGGACCCAACGAUUCCAACGGCCAUCACAAAGAGAACACGUGGCAUUCCGACAGUGGUCCACCUCCACGGCGGGACCCACGAGCCAGAAAGCGACGGAAACGCGAACGCAUGGUUCACAGCAAAGUUCGAGGAAAAGGGACCCACAUGGAGCAAGAAAACGUAUCACUACCCAAAUAAUCAACAACCGGGAAACCUAUGGUACCACGACCAUGCCAUGGGGUUGACCCGAGUCAACCUUCUCGCUGGCUUACUUGGCGCCUACAUCAUUCGCCACCCCGCCAUCGAGGACCCGCUAGGGUUACCCCGCGGUGACCAAUUCGAUCGACCGUUGAUCGUGUUCGAUCGCAGCUUCCGCACCGACGGUUCCAUCUUCAUGAACUCCACUGGGAACAACCCUUCCAUACACCCCCAGUGGCAGCCUGAGUAUUUCGGUGACGCUAUCAUUGUCAACGGCAAAGCCUGGCCGCGCCUCACGGUACGACGUCGUAAGUAUAGGUUCCGCAUAAUCAACGCCAGCAACGCCAGGUUCUUCAGAUUCUUCUUCACCAACGGCCUCAGAUUCACACACGUGGCAUCUGAUUCCGCUUAUAUCCCAAACCCUGUAACGGCCAACCAAACCCUGGUGGGGCCAUCUGAGAUCACAGAUAUAAUUGUUGACUUUUCUCAAUCCAGGAGCAACGUUGCCAUUCUGGCUAACGAUGCACCCUAUCCUUACCCUUCUGGUGACCCCGUCAAUGAGGCUAACGGAAAGGUCAUGAAAUUCAUCAUCCUACCUUAUCAAGAACCUGACACGUCACGGAUCCCUAAACGCUUGCUGGAAUACCCUGCUCCAGAUUUAUCCAGUGUGGCGCGCACACGCUACGUUGCUAUGUACGAGUACGUUAGCGACAUUGACGAGCCCACUCACUUGUACUUAAAUGGAAAACCGUUUGAUGCAGCGGUUACGGAGACUCCGAAGGAGGGGUCCACAGAGGUGUGGCAUGUGAUCAACUUGACGGAGGAUAAUCACCCGCUUCACAUUCAUUUGGGUUUGUUGAAGGUGUUGGAUCAGACGGAGCUAGUGAAGUUGGAUGAGUUUAAGGAAUGCAUGACGAAAAUCAACGACGCGGUCAAGUGCCACGUGGAGCAAUAUGCGCGUGGGAAGAAAGUGGACGUGCCGGCACAUGAGAAAGGGUGGAAGAAUGUGUAUAAGAUGAUACCCGGCUAUGUGACAAAGAUUGCGGUCAGGUUUUCUUACAUACACACCAACUCGUCCUAUGAGUUUGAUGCAACAGCAGAGCCUGGUUACGUGUACCAUUGUCAUGUCUUGGAUCAUGAAGACAAUGCUAUGAUGAGGCCCUUGAAAGUCAUCAAGUGAUACCAAACCAAGAUUUGCAUCAAUUCCGUGGAAGACACAGAGAUUGGGCAAUUCUUAGAUAAUUCGUAUACAUGCAACAAAUAUUUAUAAUUUGCUAGAGACGUUUCAUAAACAAUUUCUAAGAAAAGCAUUUGCUUAUUUUGCCAUCGUUUUCUUUUUCGGGUAAAUCUAUACCUAUUAUAAAAGAGAUAUCGAGAAUACAUAUUUUUUACUUUUUAGUAGGUCAUAAUAUUCCUCUAAUGUGAAAAAACAAAAAAUCUUAUAUGUUUUUUAAUAAUUAUACAUAAUUUUUUAAUAUUUUAUUUAUGUAUAAAUUAAGUACUAAAUGUCUAUCUUUAUAGAAAUAAAAACCAUUUCUUUUGUUCUAA